AUGGGGGACGACGAUAACAGUAAUUCAAGAAGUCAAUUUAACGAUGAUGCCGAUGAGAACCGAAUUGUUCAGCAACAUCUGCUUACCAAUAUUUCGCGUAAGAGCAAACAAUUGUUUUGGUAUGAUAUUCGAAACUUUCCUGAUUCGCUGCUUAUUGAAAUUCUCGCUAGAUUACCCGUGAAAUCUAUUUUUAGUUUUAAAAGUGUGUGCAAGCAUUGGCAAACCCUAAUUUCUCACCCUUCCUUCUGCCGAUUCUAUUACUCCAUUCUUAAUUCAUCCCCGCGAUCUAUCAGAAUCUUGGAUAGGUACACUUGGCUACCGAACUUCAAGGAGUUUGUUAAUCGUCUUGGUACUAAAAUCCACAGUUCGUCCGAAUUUUCUGUUCUUUUUCUUGCUACCUAUGAAGAACAACAACCCGGUGCAAAAAAUCAAUUUAGGGUUUUAGCUAUGAGUAAUGGUUUGAUAUUGUGUUGUGCGUGGUUGCCAACAUUUGUUACUACAUCUGUGAUCCACUCACUCGACAAUGGAUCACUUUACCUAGCAGGAAACCCCAAUUAA
Lactuca virosa is the source of this 558-nucleotide messenger RNA. NCBI's taxonomy places the organism in Eukaryota, Viridiplantae, Streptophyta, Magnoliopsida, Asterales, Asteraceae. The record is from the annotation of a GenBank genome assembly.